This is a messenger RNA of Phymastichus coffea, 3539 nucleotides long. RefSeq names its product serine/threonine-protein phosphatase 6 regulatory ankyrin repeat subunit B-like. Gene Ontology annotation, molecular function: protein binding. The coding region runs from base 581 to 3466 and encodes 961 amino acids. The transcript has 4 exons. The record is from RefSeq and is a predicted model, not a curated record. NCBI's taxonomy places the organism in Eukaryota, Metazoa, Arthropoda, Insecta, Hymenoptera, Eulophidae.
UCUUUGUUCCGUGCACAGACGAUUUUCUUGACUUAGUUCGCGCAGUAUAUACGUUGUAAUCGUUGAGAUCAGUCGACACCCGACAAACUACGGCCAAAUAGUAUAACCGCAGUUGACUAUAAAACUUGGCCAGACAUUUCAAAGUGUAUAUAACGAUCAGUGCAAUUUUGUCAUUUUUAAAUAGACGAUUGAAGUGCCCGAACUAGUAUAUAAGCAGUCAUCAUCAUUAGAAACGUUUUCUAAUAACCGCUAAGGGGCCGGUGGUUACAGCGAAACGAUAAUAAACAGCGAAACUACGUACGGCUCUCGGCUACUAAACUGUGGCGAAGUGUGCGUUUAACGGACAAUCAAUAUUUUGGUCGAGCUUUCCGGAUCAGUGAGCAGUUGUUUAAUUAUUCGAUAUAUCGCUGUGGAACAGUUGUUUUCGAUCGAAUCUUAGUAGGAAAUAAAAUUUAUAGAAUUGAGACGUUAAUUAAGACGUAAAAAUUGUAAUUGUCCAUUCGGCAACUUGUUUGUCACAUAGGAACGUCACAACGGUUUGAAUAUAGAGAUUAAUAAUAGUCGUUUUGCCACUAACAGCAUGAUGGAGAAUGUGCAAUCGCUGCAUUAUGAGUACACGCUAGAGGAAAUUUUUUCUUUAGUUAGCGUGUCAGAAGAAUGGCAAAACAUUGUUCUGUCAAACGGGGAAACGAAAUUAAUAGAUCUUCUUGAUGCCCUGAAGAACCCGAAUGAUUUCAUUUCACUCGUGAGAUCGACGAACCUAAUAAGUCCAACUACAUUCGUUCCGCUGGACUCAACACUGUGGCCUGGCUACACUGUGCUACACAUGGUAGCGGCUAUACCCAAGAAGGCGAAGCCGCCUGAGACCGAUUUUAACGACAUAGAUAUCGUUGAAAUAUGCAUGAAUCGAAGAGCCGACAUAAUGGCGAAAAAUGCCGAAGGCAUGACGCCAAUUCAUGUGGCGUUCUACGCAAGGAAAUACGACAUUAUUGCAAUGUUGCUGAAUUAUCAAUGCAAAUUAACCGAAAAUCCAAGCGACAAGAAUCUUGUGUCGCACUUUCACAUUGCUUGCGCCGUCGGUCAUCGGCUAUCCGUCCAGCAUUUAUUGUCGAACGGCGUCAACGUGAAUAUCACGGAUAUCAAUGGCUUCACGGCUCUGCAUACACUGAUAUUCCAAACGGCCUAUAAGGACAACAUUUACGAAGUACUCUUGUCCAAUGAGGGUCUGGAAGAGCGCACGACUCUGCGCGGACACCUCAAUCAUCUGCACGUUGCCUGCUACUUUUCGCAUUUCGACUGUAUUAAAAAAUUGCUUGAAGCCGGCUCGGACGUCAACAGUCGCCUGUAUGAGCAAUGUGUACAACCGUGUAGCAAACGUUUGCCCCACUACUAUUACGGCUUCUACAAGCACGUAGAGCCCAUUUUCACGACGAAGCCUUUUUUCAAUUACGGGGCAAUAGAUUUCCUGUGGCGCGAAGGCUAUCGAAAAACCGAAGAUCUGAUCAGGAUCACUUUCCUGUUGAUCGAACACAACAUCGACAUAUCGGACAAACAGGUGACAGUGGUUAACCCGCUGGAAUGCUUGUUGAGCCAACGGUGUUUCCGCAACCAGUGCUACAAGGCAUUCUACGAGAACGCUGCGAUAAAGGCUCGCCUGAAUAACGAAUUGGGCAUUUUGGAUCUCCAUCUCGCUUGUUUCCUCGUCAACCGCCAACUGGUCGAACAGCUGAUCACGAGCGGAAUCAACGUCAAUUCCAAAGUUCACACUGACUCGACGAUAUGGCAAGGGUACACGCCGCUUCACUGUGUUGCCCGGAGGGUGCUUGACGAAUUGUACGGCAAAACUGUCAAUGUGCUUUUCGUCUUGCAGUUGGUUGAAAUUGUCCGAUUGCUGACAAAACACGGAGCUCUUUUAUUGACGACGAAAGAGGAGGACGGCGAUACGCCGCUUCAUUUGAUCAACUUGAAUUACGGUGCCAAGAAAUUAUGCAGAGUUUCCAACUUGAUUUCGGUCCUCUUCGAUUUGGCCGACUUCACCGUCAACUCGACCAAUUGCCAAGGAAUCUCGCAUUUUCACAUCGCGUGCGCGACACAUAUAGAAGCGGUGAUCAAGAAGUAUUUGGAAGAAUGUGAAUUCGACGUUAAUCAAGCUAUCAACAUAUCCUGCCCAGUUUAUCCUGGCAGCACAGCCUUACAUCUGCUUGUGAAAUCUUACCAUACGCAUGACUUGAGAGUUGAGAAAAUUAUCUUAAGAUCGCUGGAUAAAAUGAUAAGUCAUAAUGCUAAUGUUAACGUACAAGAUGUUUGUGGCAACACUCCAUUAAUCGAAGCUGUUCAACUGCCAAGCGUAUCAAUGCGUUACCAUUUAUGCUCCAAAUUAAUUAGCCUUGGCGCUGACGUUUACGCAACGAAUGUGCAAGGCGUCACGGCUUUUCAAAUGUUAAUGAGGACAAAGAACUGCCCGGCGCUGGAUGAAAUCGAUUUGUUUUUGAAGGCUGGCUGCGAUUUGGAUAUGUACAAUCAUGUUACUGGAGAGAGUUGCAUAGGGGAAGCCUUGUUCUCUUUCAAUCUAAAUGAGCCAACCUGGAAGAAUAUUCGUUUACGGGAAAUAUUUAAGAAUCGAAUGAAAACUGGAUGUCAAAAUGGAGGACGCAGCAUCAUGCACGAUCUAGCUUCCAUUGACUAUAAUGGUAGACGCUUUGGAGUCAACAGAUCACACGGGAUCCAUCGGGAUCCCAUAGUCAAGAAUCUCACGAAAAUCCAUGAAUGGUUAGCGAAACGAGGCUGUGACGUAGAUCACCAAGAUGAUAAAGGUCAAACGGCCCUUCACCUGGCGGUGAAAUACGACAAUUGGCCGUCCAUGAUGGGCCUGUUGAAUAUUGGCGCGGACAUCAAUUUGUCAGACAAAUCUGGAAAAACCAUCUUUGGAUAUAUUCCUGUUUCCGACGAGUAUAAAACACCGGAACAGGUUCGUGUUGUUGCAGUGAUUUUAGCCAGGCAUGCGUACCAUAUGGAGUAUUGCAAGCUGCCUGUGACCGAGGAGAGAAAAUCAAUACAAUUUGAAGAAAUGUAUCUGCGGGAAAGGGGCUUGGAUUUAGUAUUUUUACUUUUCUACAAAGAAUUAAAUAUCCUCAUGGAGUUGAAAGAUGACAAAAAUUUUCCGUUUUCACUUUACGCCUUUUUGAUAUCGGAAAAUACGGUAUUAACUUACAAUAGUAUGACGAUAGAAGAUCGUAUACGAUUCGAUGAGAUGGUUGCACAGAUCAGCAAAGAGGAAUAUACAAUAGUCCCUAGUAUACUAAGAUUGAAGUAUCGGCAAACUUAUCAGAGAAUGGCAUUGUUACAAUCCGCUUCGCAAUCGUUCAAUUCACUAAUCAGCAGGGAUAUACCGGAGGAAUGUUUUCAAUAUAUUGCGUGUUUUUUAAAUAAUGAUGAUCUGCAGCAAAUGAUUGAUAUAAGCAAUUAAACAACUGCCUUACAUAUCAAUGAAAAGAUUUUUAAUGUUUCUAUAAGCAAAAUGUUAUCAAAAUUCAACAAUG